AUGAUACUAUUGCUGAGACUUCACAAUAGUCACCAUAAACUUACUCUCGAUGUUUUUCUUUGUAAAACUCUUUGGGGAAGCUCUCCUCACGGGUUCUCUUAUCGCCCGUCGAUUGGGGCGUCUGGAGGGCUUCUAACCUUGUGGGAUUCUGAUGAGGUGGAGGUUUGGUCAACUGAAAGUCGAGAACACGUUUUGUGGUGUCAUGGUCGGUUUUCUAGGACUGGGGAAGAGUUUCAUGUGGCGAAUGUCUAUGCGCCGUGUGAUGAUGGGGCUAAGCAAGGUUUGUGGGAUUAUUUCUCGAUGCGGCUCGCUUCGUUGGUAGGGCAGAAGGUGUGUGUGUGUGGGGAUUUUAACGCGGUCAAACACAUUGAUGAACGAAGGUCAGUUAGGGAUGGACAUCGAUCCUCGGAUCAUAUCCCUUUUAAUAGAUUUAUUGAAGAUAACUCUUUGAUUGAUCUUCCCUUAAUUGGACGUAAGUUUACUUGGUUCAAGGGGGACGGUGUUUCGAUGAGCCGUCUUGACAGGUUUCUUUUAUCUGAGGAGUGGUGCUUGUCUUGGCCUAACUGCAAACAAGUAGCCAAGUUGCGUGGGUUGUCUGACCAUUGCCCGCUGGUCUUGUCUGCGAACGAGGAAGAUUGGGGACCUCGACCGUCGAGGAUGCUAAAGUGUUGGAAGGAUAUACCUGGUUAUAGAGCGUUUGUCAGAGAAAAGUUGAAUUCGUUCGAAGUUGAAGGCUGGGGUGGUUACGUGCUUAAGGAAAAAUUCAAGUUGAUUAAGGUGGCUUUGAGAGAUUGGCACACGGCUCAUGCUCAAAAUCUUCCUAGCCGCAUUGAUACUUUGAAGGUUAGGCUGUCCACCCUCGAUGAGAAGGGGGAGGAAGAUGCUCUCUCUGAGGCGGAGUUAGCCGAGCUUCAUGGGAUUUCGUAUGAUAUUCAUUCGCUGUCCAAGCUGCAUGCCAGCAUUAGUUGGCAACAAUCUCGGUCGUUGUGGCUCAAGGAAGGGGACGCCAAUUCCAAGUUGGUGAUGUUACGUUGGAGGGGGUGA
Messenger RNA from Trifolium pratense (red clover), 1044 nucleotides. RefSeq lists its product as uncharacterized. The transcript is spliced from 3 exons. The coding region runs from base 1 to 1044 and encodes 347 amino acids. NCBI's taxonomy places the organism in Eukaryota, Viridiplantae, Streptophyta, Magnoliopsida, Fabales, Fabaceae. The record is from RefSeq and is a predicted model, not a curated record.